Cryphonectria parasitica EP155 is the source of this 1346-nucleotide messenger RNA. RefSeq lists its product as uncharacterized. The coding region runs from base 39 to 638 and encodes 199 amino acids. Gene Ontology annotation, molecular function: zinc ion binding; oxidoreductase activity. The transcript is spliced from 8 exons. Lineage: Eukaryota; Fungi; Ascomycota; Sordariomycetes; Diaporthales; Cryphonectriaceae. The record is from RefSeq and is a predicted model, not a curated record.
CUCCUUCUCUGUGAUCAUCGAAAUUUUGAUUUGACACAAUGGGCAAGACGAGUAGCGCUGAAAACUUCGAGAUUCCUGCAGAAUGCAUCGCGGGCGUCGUCAAGAACGAGGGGCCGAACUUCGAGGUGGAGGUGAAGAUGGUUCCUGUGCCCAAGAUUGGUCCUGAGGAUGUCCUCAUCAAGAUGAACGCCACGGGUCUCUGCAUGUCGGACGUCCAUUUUAUGAUGAGCGACUGGGGAAUGUCCCAGAUGUCCACCUUCGGCACCAUCUGUGCCGGUCAUGAGGGCUCAGGAGUGAUCGUCAAGGUGGGCGACCGGGUCAGAAACCUUAAGAUCGGCCAGCGGGCGGGCAUCAAACCCUUGCUUGACGUGUGCGGUAUCUGUGAACAGUGCAGACACGGCCGGGAUAAUUACUGCCAAAAGGGCGUUUUCACUGGCCUGCACGCCGAUGGUUCCUACAAGCAAUACGUCAAGUCACCUGAACGGUACACGACUGUCAUUCCAGAAGGUCUGGAUGACUACGUUGCAGGGCCGGUGAUGUGCUCUGGCUCGACAAUGUACACGGCUCUGAAAGCCUCUGGUAUCCAACCAGGCCAGUGGGCUUGUUUCCCAGGCGGAGGUGGAGGUAAGCUUUUGUAGACUUUAAGGAAGUUUCGGAUCCGGCCGCCAAGGUACUGGAUAUCACCGGUGGUGGUGCACAUGUAGUCUUCGUAACGGCUAUUCAAGCCUAUCCUAAUUGUAUGGAUUACAUCGGGGCGAGACCUGGUGCGACAAUCAUGUGCAUUGGCCUCCCACCUGAAGGCGAGUUCCACUUCAACAUCGACCCUAAGCGCGUUGCAUUCCUGAAUCAAGGCGUCCGGGGCACUAUUAUCAGUCCUCUGGGUGACAUUGACGAAGCGCUUGACUUUGCAAAACGAGGGAAACUUCGCCUCAAGCCUACAGUCGUGGGCGUUUCCAAGUGGAACGAAGCCGUCCAGAAGCUGAGGGCCGGUCAAGUCGCAGGACGCAUCGUGGUCGAUUUCAAUCUGCCAUGAACCUUCUGUGGGAGGAUCUAAGGUGCUGCCAGUGUUAGGACGCUGAUUAUCGUCAUUUUCCCAUGUGCUCACUGGGUCCUUUUCAAACUUUCGAUCAUUGCAUUUCAUUUAAGCGAGUCACUGCCGGCAACUUCGGAUCUUUCUUGUCGUAUCAUUGGGAGAGGAGUUCCAAGUGACCCGUCUAUCAUCAAGUCGAAAUGGCGAGUGUUGGAGGGUGGAUCUUCAUCCCCUUAUAUGCGCCCCACUCAUUUGGCGGUGAGCUUUUGUCUUUAGAAGUCAUCAUGCUCUUUAAUUCAUACUCGAUGGCAGUCGU